Messenger RNA from Heterostelium album PN500, 2457 nucleotides. RefSeq lists its product as uncharacterized. The record is from RefSeq and is a predicted model, not a curated record. Gene Ontology annotation, molecular function: GTPase activity; GTP binding. The transcript has 7 exons. The coding region runs from base 1 to 2457 and encodes 818 amino acids. Lineage: Eukaryota; Evosea; Eumycetozoa; Acytosteliales; Acytosteliaceae.
AUGUCUACAACAUCAAUAUCAAAUUGUGAUAUUACUGUCAAAGUGUUAUUGGUUGGUGACCCAUCGGUUGGUAAAUCAUCUUUGCUAUGGAGAAUGUGUGAGAAUAUACACCCAUCAGUUGAACAAGCAAAUAUUACUAUAGCUCAAACUCAUAAAACAAAAGCGAUACCAUUUAGUGGUAAAAAACAAAUAGUUGUUAAAUUUAUUGAUACAGUGGGACAAGAAAGAUUUAGAACUAUAUCUAGAAGUUUGUAUUCGAAUACGGAUGUGGUGAUUCUAACGUUCGAUCCAACGAAUCGAUCGUCGUUCGAACGUCUGCAGCAGUGGAAUACAGAGGUGGAGAGAUACGCACGCAACCCCAAGCUAUACGUGGCAUUGGCCAGCACAAAGUCAGAUUUAAUUUCAUCGUCUACCACGGCGACGACGUCAGGCACCACCGCUACCAUCUCGACGACAACCACCGCUACAUCAUCGAACAACAACAACAACAGCAGCAACAGCAAUAACAGUAGCAUCUACAACAAUAACAAUACUGGUGGCGACAUUGUCAGCGUCGCAGAAGCGCAGCAAUUCGCACAAUCCAAAGGAAUCAUCUAUAUACAGACGAGCUCGGUCAGUGGCACCGGUGUCGAAGAUCUGUUGUAUACGGUGGUGAAGGGUGCCGGCGAGAAGUUGUACGCCGACGAAAACUGGACAAAGUUCAAACCGAAAUCGACAGUUCGUUCACCCACUCUUUUAGGUACUUUUAGCAGUAGUUUUCAAAAUAGUUUUAAUGGUAGCAGUAGCAACACCAACAACAGCAGUAGUAAUAAUAAUUCAAAUAAUAGUAACAACAAUAAUAGUAAUAGUAAUUCACCUCAAAAUAAUUCACCAAAUAAUAAUAACACUACUAAUAAUGAGAAGAAAUCCUCUUUUUGUACAAUAUUUAAAGUAACAAGUUGUAGAAUGAAUAGUAAUAAUGUAAUAUCAUUGGAUGAUGACGAUGAUGAUUUUAAAGUAGAUAAUAAUAAUAAGAGUAAUAAUAAUAAUGAUUAUAGUAAUACAAAUAAUGGAUUUAUAAAGAAGAAGACAACAACAACAACUACAAAUGCUAAUAAGAGUAAUAAUGUAGCAAUGUCACUUGAAAGUAGUUUAGAUGCAAUUGAUAACGAUGAUUUUGAAGACGAGAUUGAAAUGACAUUCACAAGAGAUGAACCGAAAAAGAGAAAGAAGACAACGAAAUCAACCGCUGCUGCUUCCACUACGUCACGUGGUAGACAAACAAAGAAACAGGCAGUCAAUACAUCGUCAACCUCGAUAUUAGAUUAUGAAGAUUCGUUUAUUAGUAAAAAGAGUAACAAUAGUGCAUUGGACUUGGAUGACUAUGACGAUGAUUUCAAAACACCUGCACCAACAACUUCAACAUCGACAUUAGCAGCAACAGCAGCAUCAAAGAGAACAAUGAAACCAACAACAACUACAUCGACAACAUCGACAACCAGAGGAAGACCACGACAAUUGCAAUUGGACGAUUCAAAACCGGCAAAGAAGAAAUCAAAGAAAGAAGCACUGAAAGAGACAUCGAUUCAUUUCGAUUCGGAACUGCCGCCAGCAGAGAUCGACGAUCUUCUCAGUAUGAUGACAGAGAAAUGUAGUGAUAUCAUCUGUUCCGAUUUGAAACAAGAGAAACUAUCGAUCGAUUGUUCAAUUCAAUGGAAAAGAUCAUUGAGCAAUGGAAAGAAAGAAGAUCAAGAUAUUAUAGUUUUAAGAUAUUCACCGGAAUUUCUAUAUAGAAUGGCGGAAACCAAUACUUUGAUUACUACCAUAUCUAAUCUACUUGAUAACUACCCAACAAAGAGAUUCAUCCUCUUGAUUGAAUCAUUGGAUUACUUUUUGAAACAAAAGUCACAAAUGAAAUCAGCUGAUAUCACAUCAAAGUUGAAUGGCAGUAGUAACCAAACAUCAAGUACCACUACUAAUGGUAGUUCAUCUGACGUUGUUUGUAAAAAGUUCUUUUCCAGACACGAGUUUGAAAAGAUAUUUUUAGAAAUACAGUAUAAAUAUUCAACUAUAAUGGUUAGAAUUGUAAAUAAUAGAAGUGAAAGUUCAUUGUUUUUGGUGAAAUGUACAGAGUGUAUCAGUAUGUUGCCUUAUCGCGAAGACAAUUCCAAGUUGUUUCAGGGUUUCUGUCCGGAUGCCAUCAAAAAGAAAUACAAGAAUUCCAAUGAGAUUUGGACUUCACAGCUUUGUAUGAUCAGUGGUGUUUCAAAGAGUGUGGCAUCUUCGAUUAUCAUGCGGUAUCCAACCAUCAAAUCGUUGUACGACGACUACUACAAACCUGGAAUGACCGAUCAACAAAGAGUUUCACUUCUCAAGGAUCUAAAGAUAGAGUCAUCCAACAAGAAGUUAGGUCCGGUACUCUCCUCUAGGAUCUUUCAAAUAUUCUGUGGUAAAGAUCCCAACCAAUUAGUUAAAUAA